AUGCUUUCCCUUACCAGAUCUGCGCGGGCUAGCUCGAGCCUCAUAACUCGAGCCAGUCGCAUGCAUGCUUCUUUCACCACUACUGCGAGAGUUUUAGGCCUUACGCCCAAGAGAGAAAUAACCGUUGACUCGGAGUAUCAGAGCGGUCUCGCCAUACCGGCUUCCAAACCUAACGAAUCUCGCCCUGUAACAAGCGAUGAAGGCUCUCCAAAACGCACGCGGUCGCCGAAGGCGCAUAGGACCUACGAGAUCUUUCGUAAGCUGGCAUUGACAAAGGUUGAGCAGUUCUUCAACAAAACUGGAAGCUGGCAGGAGCAGAGGGAGUCAUAUCAAUCCUUUGGCAUCGCCAGCUCCCUCAAAUUCGACCGCGAAACCAGACUCUUUAGAUCUGCCGUUGACAAAGCCUGCGAGCGUGCGUCGACUAAUGGCUCCAUUAGCCGCGCUGAGAAUCCCCUCUUCUGGCGCCUGCGAAAUGCCUUUGUGCAAGGAGACAUCAAGGGCUUGACGGAAGAGAUCAAAUACGCAUUCUUCAACUUCUUGAUGCGUUCUCGCUUCUCCCACGCCAUUACAGAAACCCACAAGAAAAUUGCCGACUUUCGCCACCCGCACGAAUGGUUUCCAGCCACUCGAGCUCUUCAACGCACAAUACACAUGCAUGUUGGUCCGACCAACUCGGGCAAGACAUAUAACGCUUUAAAGGCUUUGGAGAAUGCCAAGUCUGGCAUCUAUGCCGGCCCUCUGAGGCUGCUCGCCCACGAGGUGUUCUCCCGUCUCAACGCCAAGAACAAGGAGUGCGCCUUGGUUACUGGAGAAGAAAUGCGCAUACCAGAGUCGGACAACUAUUUUCGAAGUUGCACUGUCGAAAUGACACCACUUAACUACCAAAUGGACGUUGCAGUCAUAGACGAAAUACAGAUGAUUGGUGACGAAGAUCGAGGUUGGGCGUGGACGCAAGCCGUUCUUGGUGUGCAGGCCAAGGAGGUGCACUUGUGUGGCGAAGAGCGCGCCGUCGACCUUGUACAGGCACUCUGCCGGCUAACCGGAGACAAGGUCGUCAUUCAUCGGUAUGAGCGACUCAGCCCUUUGAAGCCAAUGAACCGAAGCAUAGGAAGUCUCAAGCAUCUCCAGAAAGGCGAUGCCGUGGUAUCAUUUUCGAGAGUUGGCAUUCACGGUCUCAAGAAGACCAUUGAAAAAGCCACGGGAAGGCGCUGCGCCAUUGUCUAUGGCGGUUUACCACCGGAGACGAGAGCUCAGCAAGCUGCCUUGUUCAACGAUCCAGACAACGACUACGACUUUUUGGCGGCUAGUGAUGCCAUCGGAAUGGGACUUAACCUCGAAAUCAAGCGUGUUGUGUUUGAAGCUACGCACAAGCGAAAGAGAAGUGGGUAUCAGCCUCUCUCAGUAUCAGAUAUCAAGCAAAUUGGUGGUCGUGCUGGUCGCUACCGGACAGCACAACAAGCUGUCAGAGAAGGUGCAGAGACAGACAACCAAGACGCCCAGAAACGGCCACCGACGCCGAAGAAGCAGAUCGGAUUAGUUACGGCCAUUGAGGACGAGGACCUCGAGACUAUCCAGCAAGCCUUCUCGCAGGACCCUGAUCAACUCAAGACAGCGGGCAUCCAGGUCCCAUCUGCUGUACUGGAACGCUUUUCGACAUAUUUUCCUCCCAAUACCCCCUUCAGUUAUAUCAUCUUGCGACUAUACGACAUAGCCAGAAUAUCGCCAAGAUUCCACAUGUGUAACCUGAAUGACCUUGUGGAAAUUUCUGAUCUGAUCCAACCGUUUCCCAUGUCGGUCUUUGACAGGUGCAUUUUCCUCACCGCUCCGGUCUCCAUGCGAGACGCCAACGGCAAGCAAAUGGUUCAAGCCUUUGCCAGAUGUGUUUCAGACAUGGACGGUGGUCACCUUUUGGACAUACCUGAGGUCGAGCUUGAGCUUCUGGACAUGGAUGUGGACAGUUAUCCCUAUGGCCCAGCUAAUUUUUUGCGCAAACUUGAAGAGCUUCACAAGGCGAUUACUCUCUACCUGUGGCUCAGCUACCGCUACUCGGGCAUCUUCCGGAGUCAACAUCUUGCAUUUCAUGUCAAGGCCUUGGUUGAAAGUAAGAUCGACGAGCAACUCAACGCAAUAACCGUGUCUGAAGAAUCUCGCAAAGCUAGGGUUGCUAGUACUCGUAGAGAGGCACGUCAGAGGCAGCGGAAGAAGCAGGACAUCCUUGGUGAGGAUAAUUUGCAGACCCCUGGAGAACCAAGCCACGAUGGCCCCGGCGACUGGAAUGAAGCAGGUCACCAGGAGCCCCUUUACCAAGAUGCUGCCGAGGUACAAGAUCUUGCUGGAGACAACACCGAGGCGCACUCGAAAUCUGUAUAA
This is a messenger RNA of Pestalotiopsis fici W106-1, 2370 nucleotides long. RefSeq lists its product as uncharacterized. Bases 1 to 2370 code for a protein of 789 amino acids. NCBI's taxonomy places the organism in Eukaryota, Fungi, Ascomycota, Sordariomycetes, Amphisphaeriales, Sporocadaceae. Gene Ontology annotation, cellular component: mitochondrial degradosome. Gene Ontology annotation, biological process: RNA catabolic process; mitochondrial RNA 3'-end processing. The record is from RefSeq and is a predicted model, not a curated record. Gene Ontology annotation, molecular function: ATP binding; hydrolase activity, acting on acid anhydrides; RNA helicase activity. The transcript is spliced from 2 exons.